AUGGGAAUUGGUCCACCUGGCAUUAGCAUACUCAAAGAGAUGAGACAAUAUAUGAGAGUUAUACAGUUGGACAGUUUCUCGGAGCUUGAGGAGAAAACAGUAGGAAUUGACCGCACCACUUGGCUUGUAGAGGCCAAUGAUAAGAAGAAAAAUAAACAUCAGUUGAGCAAAGGUGACUAUCUUGUGCACAAGUGUCUCAUAUUGAAAAUGCACAAGAUUACUCCUCUUCUUGUGUUUGACACACUUGUGCCAUUAGGAAAAGACAGGAACAAAGAAUUCUGGAACAGGGAGAUUCAUUUUAAUUAUGUUGAUAGAGCCGUACGUGAGUGUCUCAGUCGCAAUGCAAUCAAGCUUAUCUGUGCCCCCUAUGAGUCUGAUGCAGAGUUAGCAUACUUGAUGGAGAAAAAGUACAUUUAUGCUGUCAUGACAGGCGACUCAGAUCUUAUGGCUUAUGGAGUUUCAAGAAUAAUAUAUAUGAUUGGGAGCCAGACAAUAGUGAUUGCUAUUACUAUGAAUUUGAAAAAAUGA
Molecule: messenger RNA, 528 nt
Organism: Rosa rugosa (rugosa rose)
Lineage: Eukaryota; Viridiplantae; Streptophyta; Magnoliopsida; Rosales; Rosaceae
Product: exonuclease 1-like
Exons: 4
Coding region: 1-528 (175 amino acids)
Molecular function (GO): 5'-flap endonuclease activity
Source: RefSeq, a predicted model, not a curated record